This is a messenger RNA of Epinephelus moara (kelp grouper), 2386 nucleotides long. RefSeq names its product thymopoietin a (gene tmpoa). The record is from RefSeq and is a predicted model, not a curated record. The transcript is spliced from 7 exons. Gene Ontology annotation, molecular function: DNA binding. Bases 405 to 1670 code for a protein of 421 amino acids. NCBI's taxonomy places the organism in Eukaryota, Metazoa, Chordata, Actinopteri, Perciformes, Serranidae.
GUGAUAUAUGGGCUAUAAGUCAAAGAGUGGUAUUCUUAUUGUCUGCUGGAAUGUGCAUACCAUGUGUUCAGAGAGACCAGUUGAUGGAUGAUGAAGAUGAUGAAGAGCCUGCCCUGCACGUAAAGCGUAGAUCCAGGAGGUCGUCCCAUAGAAUGGUGAAUACUAUACCCCCCUUACUCCACUCCUUUCACGCUGUAACCAAUAAAACCCACUGGUGUACAGUUCCACACCCACUUCUCUGGUCAGGAAUCUUUGUCCACCUGUGCACCUUCACACCUGGCUUCAUUUUAGCUCCUCUAGCCGUGAGUCAAAGUACAAAACUGCCGCAGUUAUCUGAUAACUGCUGCCUAGAUGUGAUAACGGUAUUCAUCAUGGCACUAUAAAAGACAAGGAUUCAUUGGCUAAUGUGUUUCAUACUGACUUAUUCACUUAAGUUACAAACAACAAAAGUACUUAUUCAUCUUUCUGUGCUUUGCACCUCCUCUCUGUUUCACUUGUCCUCUCUUGCUACAGUUAUCACUUCCUGUCCACCGUUCUUCCCAUACUCUGUCCAUAGUUCUGGUUUUCUGUCCCAGCAGAUAGUGCCUGAGGAUCUCAGGCCUGUAUUGACAGAUCAAGUCUCGUCGGAGUCCAAAGGGAGGGUUCAUCACAGACUGGACAGUCCAGCUCGGGCUGAACCUCCCUCUUCUUCAUCCAGACCUGCUCAGCUCCGAGAGGAAAAGCCACAGCUGAGUCUUCCUAAACUCAGCAAGGAUUCAUCUCACAAGCCAGUCGCUCUGCUCAACACCGCUCUGCUAGAGGAACCUGAGCCAAGUAUCAAACCUUUACGUCCAGCAGCUGCGAGUCCAAGGCCAGCUGCCAAGCCAUCGUGCCCUUCCUCCCCUUUGGUUCAACUCGCCAAAAUCGAUGCAGUCACCUUUAGCCCCAUGAGUAACAUCUCACCCAUUAAGAGACAAGAGAGCCACUGGUCAGACCAGUUUGGAUCUAAGCCCGGUGGUGUCUCUGCAGCACUGGAGGAGUGUGUCCCUCCAGAUGUCCUGCUGCAUGAAAGGAGGCAGCAGAAAAUCACCAGCUUCCUGUCAACAUGCAGCCCUUUGAAGACGCUCAACUGCACGUCCACGCUGUCCAAGGAUGUGUUAGUGAGACAGGUUGAGAAAAUUGCAGCCAGCGAGCAAGCCCCCAAAGUGGAGGAGACUGACAUUCUGAAGGAGCUGUUCCCCAAUGACAUCAAUAGUCCAACAGGAAUCACCGCCACCUGUCGACGACCCAUUAAAGGAGCUGCCCGGCGUCCAAUCAAGUCCAGUGACCUGUGGAACAACGAAAACUUCCUCUUCUCUCCAAAAACCACCAAGACAACCAGCUCCUCCUCCACCUACACAGAGAGCUGCAUUGUCAACAGAGUCAGCAGCCUGCCCCCCUCUGCCUCUUCUACCUCCACCUCCUCUUUCACUACCACCUCUGCCUCCCCUUCCUCCAGGCUUCUGUCUGCAGCUCCCCCUGCAGGUCAGACCAAAGCAGCGCCCCGUGGCAUGUCUCUGUGGAUAAAGCUGUUCCUGCUGGCCAUUGUGGCUGCCUUCCUGUUCCUGGUUUACCAAGCCAUGGAGACCAACUCCAUCAACCCUUUUGGCACCUCAGACACAGAAGUGGCCAGCAGUGGCAGCACAGCAUAGAGAGCACAGGAAGAAUCUGAGGGAGAAACAGAAGCCUGCCUGCUUCUAUUUUUUCUUUUUUUUUUUUCCAAGUGUGAAUCUGCAUUGUAGCCAUUUUGUUCCUGGGCGCUGUGAAAUCAUCUGACAUCUUUGCCCUUUUUUCCUCAAGAUUUUGUCUUUUUCUUUCAAUUUCUAAAUCAGUUUUCAGUGAAUACCUUAAGAGACGCGACUUAGCCGUUUCAUUGACACUUCAGUGAUCUCCAUGACAUGUUGUGAAAGGACAGUGCCUCCCGUGCCGUCGGUCUGUGAGGUUACGACAAAGCCAGCCACACACAGUAGCUUUCAUAGAAAUAUGUGAACUCACUUUUUAUUGCCAUGUUUUUUUAUGUCAUGUUUGCAUGGUGCGUGUGUGUACGUAUGUUUGUAUUGAAUGCGUGUGGUUGCGAUUUUUUUUCACACUUUGCCUUAGUGUCUGUCUCUGUUGGUCAUUAACAGCCUUGAAGAUGGAGUUUGAACCUGUAUUUUUGUUUUGUACCUUACUUGACCAUCUUUGUUAAUGAGACAGGGAGGCUUGUUAUUAUAAUCCAAAUAUUUCUGAAUAUUCUUAAACCCAAAACCAAUAUUUUCUUAAUGUUCUCUUCUAAUAAACUGAAUGUCCCUAUGUAUUCUACUUUAUUAUGUAUUCACUGUCACAAAUACUGAAUAUCCACUCAAUAAAAUAUUAUGUUGUUACUGUG